AGGUUGAUACUGAAAUAUGUAGUCUUGUAAAAUGCCUCUCCCUGUCACAUCACAUUUAUGUUCUGCAUUAACCUUCCCGGAGUAUUUUCCCACUAAGGCAAUUUAGGCUCUCAUUAUCUCCACUGUGCCACUUCCCCCCCUCCCUGUGAGAUUCAAAGUGGAGAGGGAAAGGUGUGACUGCGACGGAAGGUAGUGAAGUUGAAGGCAGAAAGUAUUCUAUUCUCUCCCUUUCGUUUUCCACUGCACUGUGUCUUCGCCCUUGCGCAACUGUAGACAGAUCUGCGGAAAGUCUGUGCGUCUGGUUUCUCACCUCCUGUACAAGCUGUAAGGAGGGGGGUGUAUGUGAGAAGGCGAGAGGGAAACCCAUGACUUCCGCAUUUUUCCUCCGUGUCUGAAACUAAAGGCAGUGUACAACAGACUAGGCUAUAAAACCAACAUGGCUCUAACAAGCACAGCAUUCACCUCAAGACUCGGACUGGGCUGUGUGAUAACCAGAGGACUAUCUUGUGGAGGUAAAGCGUCGAACAACAGGAGCUGUGCAACUUCCAGCGCUUGCAACUCAACAUUUGUUUUUCUUCCCGCUGGACCUAAAAAAAAUUGGACGGUGCGGACACUUUCUCCUACCGCCGAUUGUUAGGACACCAAAAUACAGCAAUGGAUGUUGAGUCUCUUCAGAAAAGCGGCCGCCGACGUGGGAGCUGCCUGGACGUUUUUCUGGUCAUGUCCAUCAUUGUUCUGUUUGUGGCGGUGACAGCUGUGGCUGCUGGCGGAGUGAUUGUUGUGAUGGACCUGCAGUCCAAAUUGAUGGACCUGCAGUCCAAAGCGAUCAAAGUGGAUCACAACCACGAUCCUCUUACAUCUGACUCAGCAUACAAGAUGCAGAAUGUUGCCUACCUGGAAGCCAUUACGAAUGGGCUGAAUAAGCUGGAGAACUCCACCAUGCAAUGGGAUACAGUCCCCUACGGUGCUGGGCAGUCUGUAGGAACCAACUUCAUAUUUAAAAAAACCCAGCAUACACUGAUGCCAAAACAGGCCGGGACCUACUUCAUGUACAUUAACCUCAACCUCACCUGCAUCUUCAGAUGCAGGGCAGGCCUCCUCACCGUACAUGUGGGCGAUAAGCUCACCUGUGAGGUGGAGCUUCCAGAUUCGACAAAUUCAAAACCUGUGAGCAAGAAAUGCUGGACAGUGAGCCGGCUGGAUGAGAAGGAGCUGCUCACUCAGAUGACAGUACCAAAGGAGGGACUAGAGAACUGGCAACUGAACAGCUCAGAACUGGGGAUGUUCCUUGCGGACUAAUAUGGACACUGCGGUGCUAUUACUGUCGUCAAGGUGCAGACGUGUCUGUGACCUGUGGGUUGUAACUACAGAACAACACCAAAGUCCAAGCAGGUGAAAAUGGGCAGGUGCCGGUGCCAUUUUCAAAGCUAUAACAAGGUUUCUUGCAAACUGAAAGAGUAAGAUUAUGAAGCUUAGUAGGAUUUUAAUGCGGACUCUCAGGAGAAGUUGCAGUUGUGAUAAUGCAGGCAGGAUAUGACAAAGACCAGAGACUCACCUGAUUUUGUGUAAAUAUGUAUGUGCUAUGUGAUGUAUUUAUUUGGUGAUACUGAACUAUUUAUGUACUUAUAUUUAUAAUGGUGUUGAGGUUUUUUUAUAGAAACUUAUUUUGAUGUAGAUACCACUACAUUAGUGUUGACAGGCAAUACACUGUAAUUUAAUCAGCCUACAUAGACUUAAAUAUGACUUUAUAGCUCUGUUUUUAUUUUACAAAUGUUUGGGGGCAAAAAGUAGUCUUAGAAAUCUGUGAUUACAAAUCUGCUCCAAAUCUCCAACAAGCACCUCAGGGACUUGAUUUAGGUUUUCUGCCGUCAAGUAGAGUCAUUUAAGCUCCUCUCACAAAUGAUGAGUAUGACUAUACACUCAAAAUAACUUUUGAAGAAACAAGUCUGAUAAAACUAUCCUACUGUAAUCAAAUUACUAAAAUAUAUUUCUAUGUGCACUGAAAGUGUUUAAGUCCUAUGGACAA
Messenger RNA from Monopterus albus (swamp eel), 2026 nucleotides. RefSeq lists its product as uncharacterized. Bases 655 to 1299 code for a protein of 214 amino acids. The transcript has 3 exons. Lineage: Eukaryota; Metazoa; Chordata; Actinopteri; Synbranchiformes; Synbranchidae. Gene Ontology annotation, molecular function: protein binding. The record is from RefSeq and is a predicted model, not a curated record.